Capra hircus (goat) is the source of this 2168-nucleotide messenger RNA. It is a transcript of the gene SLC35A2, whose product is annotated as solute carrier family 35 member A2. Bases 92 to 1090 code for a protein of 332 amino acids. The record is from RefSeq and is a predicted model, not a curated record. Gene Ontology annotation, cellular component: Golgi membrane. Gene Ontology annotation, molecular function: UDP-galactose transmembrane transporter activity. The transcript has 3 exons. Gene Ontology annotation, biological process: pyrimidine nucleotide-sugar transmembrane transport. Lineage: Eukaryota; Metazoa; Chordata; Mammalia; Artiodactyla; Bovidae.
CCCCACCCCAACUUAGGAGGCCCGGAAGCGGAAAUGACGAAUGCGGAAGUGACCGGCUGUUGCCGAGGGGACGGGCCAGGCAGAUGCCAACAUGGCAGCUGUUGGGUCUGGUGGUUCCACCGCGACGGCCGGGCCAGGGGCUGUCUCCGCAGGGGCGUUGGAGCCUGGGACCUCGAGUGCGGGUAACGUGAAGCACCUGGUUCUUUUCCUCCAUGAGGCUGUCCUGGUGCAGUACAUGGACACACUCAAGCUUGCAGUGCCCUCUCUCAUCUAUACCUUGCAGAAUAACCUCCAGUAUGUUGCCAUCUCCAACCUGCCAGCUGCCACUUUCCAGGUGACGUACCAGCUGAAGAUCCUGACCACAGCACUGUUCUCCGUGCUCAUGCUGAACCGCAGCCUCUCCCGGCUGCAAUGGGCUUCCCUGCUGCUCCUCUUCACUGGCGUCGCCAUUGUCCAGGCACAGCAAGCUGGCGGCGGGGGUCCACGGCCACUGGAUCAGAACCCUGGGGUGGGCCUAGCGGCUGUGGUGGCUUCCUGUCUCUCCUCAGGCUUUGCCGGUGUCUACUUUGAGAAGAUCCUCAAAGGCAGCUCAGGCUCCGUGUGGCUGCGCAACCUGCAGCUGGGCCUCUUUGGCACAGCCCUGGGCCUGGUGGGGCUCUGGUGGGCUGAGGGCACAGCCGUAGCCCACCGCGGAUUCUUUUUUGGGUAUACACCUGCCGUCUGGGGUGUGGUGCUCAACCAGGCCUUUGGUGGGCUCCUGGUGGCUGUUGUCGUCAAGUAUGCUGACAAUAUCCUCAAGGGCUUUGCCACCUCCUUGUCCAUUGUGCUGUCCACUGUUGCCUCCAUCCGCCUCUUUGGCUUCCAUGUGGACCCGUUGUUUGCCCUGGGCGCAGGGCUGGUCAUCGGUGCCGUCUACCUCUACAGCCUGCCCCGAGGUGCAGCCAAAGCCAUAGCUUCUGCCUCUGCCCCCACCUCCGGGCCCUGCACUCACCAGCAGCCUCCCGGGCAGCCACCGCCACCACAGCUGUCUUCCCACCAUGGAGACCUCAGCACGGAGCCCUUUCUGCCAAAGUCAGUGCUGGUGAAGUGAGGGCUGGUGGCAGUGAGGGGGGGAGACAGGGAGGGACUCUGGGUGGAGGGUGUUGGGCAUCUGCAGGAUUCAAGUUGCCACUGGGGCCUGGCUCCUCUGGGGUUGGAAGGGUUUUUUCUUCCAGGUCACUGAAAUUUCCAGAAGGGUGUGGGACUAGGGCAGGGGCAUCACAUGAACCCUUCCUUGUAGCCAGGGGUUUUUAGAGCUGCCGCCUCUGCCCCAGUCUAACCCCUCAGCCAGAGGUGUCCUGUCUCUCAAGCCUGGGAGAGUCCCAGCAAUCCCUCCACCUUUGUAGGGACAAACUGGACAAAAAUUCUUCAGCUCUUUAGUAGUGACUGAUGCCUACCUGUGGGGUUCCGAUUCCCAUAGCUCGAGGCCUUCUCUCCUCCCUGGUAACUACACUGGAUCGUUAGCAGCUCAGUCUUUUUGUGGCCUUGGGGCAGCUUCCCUGACACAGGGACUUGAAAAAGGGCCCCUUAUGAGCACCUAGAGAGAGAGGAAGGGGGAUGAGAGCUGAGAUUUUUGCAUCAGCCCACUCAGGGGGAGGGUGCAGUAGGAGCCAUUGGUUUGUAAGUGGUUUGGGGGUUUGUGGUGUAAUCAGAUGAAUGAUCCAGGGUAUGGGAAAAAAAAGGGAGGUCCUUGAAGUGGCCUAGUCUCAUGGAAAAGACACUGUAAGUUGCUGGAUGCAGGGUUAUUUUCUGAGACAUUCGGAGAGGAAAAUAAAGCUGCGAACCACACUUGUGAUACCCCACUGGCUGUAUGAGGCACCCUUACUUCAUGUGGAAGGGUGUCUUUAAAUUGCUGACAUGUGGAACCUGCCCCCCUGCACUCCCCAAAGCUUAUUAACCCCUUAACUGUCUCCCAGGGUGUGUGGGGAGUAUGUGUGUGCAUCUGUUGGUGCGUGUGUGCGUGUGCUUGCACAUGAGAGAUGCCUGGGCUGUCUUUGCUAUAUGUACAUAGGGCCAUUGGAUCUUUAUUUUUGAUUAAUUUGUUCUGAUUUUUUGGUUUGUUUUUUAAGGGACUGUAAUGAACAAAUGUCAGGAUACCCAAUGCCAAAUAAAGAUAUUGUAUUUAUUUA